Bipolaris victoriae FI3 is the source of this 1395-nucleotide messenger RNA. RefSeq lists its product as hypothetical. The transcript is spliced from 2 exons. The coding region runs from base 1 to 1395 and encodes 464 amino acids. The record is from RefSeq and is a predicted model, not a curated record. NCBI's taxonomy places the organism in Eukaryota, Fungi, Ascomycota, Dothideomycetes, Pleosporales, Pleosporaceae.
AUGAUCUACAACCUCGUCCGCAAAAGCGGCAUUCCAGUACUGGCUUCUCUCGCGUCUGAUGGUGCAUCACAAUGGCCAUGUUGCUUAGCCGUCAAAUAUCUCGAGGCGCGCAUGCAAGCCACUAUCUCUUUACAAUACUCACUGCCCAUCCAAGGAUUUGACGACAAGCAAACCUUCACCCUGCUUUACAAUGCUGACAAUCUGGUGCCCGGCAACACUUCGGUCCAGCUCCCGCCCACCAGCCUUCCACAGGAUCGGCUGCAUGAUAUUGCUCGGCAGGGAAAUGCCCAUUUGAAAAUGUUGUCUUUGACCCUCAAGGCACCUUGCCCUGUCUGGUGUCCUCCAUCGCCCGGCCCAAUAUUGCCCAAGGAGGGGUUUGGUGCCGCCUUUGCUCAGUUCGUUAAGCUCGCCAGUGCAACUCAGAUACAUAUCUUAUUUGACUGGAACUGGCUACACAAGGACCAUUGUGCUCGAUUCGAGCACCUCAUCAGACAUCCGGAACAGCUGACUGGGAUACCGGUGGAUCCGUCCUCGGCAAGACAUUUCAAGCUAGCAGACUGGUCCGUCUUGGGUCCAGUAGAUGAUAUCGCGUCCGAAGCACCUCCCCCAUAUAUCGAAGCGUCUAAGAAACGUCCAAGACAAGUCACAACCAGCCCAUCACCUGAACCAUCUUUAAAGCGCGCGCUGCUUUCGUCUACGACAUGUCUAUUAUCAUCACCGACCGAAAAGGCGUCAGCAGUAUCGGUGUUAGCGCCGAGCCCCAAACUACGUUCGCCCUCUCCCAUCACCAGCGCGCCUGAUUUCCAAGAUGCAAUCAAGAACACACUGGAAACAUUGCUCCCGCAAAUGCUUCAGGCGAUACUACCAGAUAUGCUCCCACGUGUGCUUGUUGCCCCUGACUCAUCAUCACCUUCAUCAUCACCUUCCCGGUCAACUCCAAAGCCAAAACCAAAACCAAUAUCCUCACUCGGCAACUUGCUAAAUGCCCACGCAACCGCUCGCCUCGAAGCUCAGCUUGAAGAAAUAUACGCCCAGACACUCGACCAUGCAUCGCAACUUCGCAGCGCGGCUGACGAUGAGUUUCACGAGCUACUUGAGGAGCAGAAGCUUGAUGUGGUCAUGAUCAAGGAAGACAGCAUCACGGAGCUGAAUCGUGUGUUUGACGAUAAGCUGGCUGAGUUCAAGGAGAGCACGGCGGACAUGGUGGAUGAGAUGGAGAAACGUGUUGAGUUGGUUUAUGCAGAUGUUUGUGAGAGGUUGGAUGAGCUGGCGAGCAAGAAGGUCGAGAUUCAAAGUCGGCGAGGAGACGUUGAGAAGACCAAGGACUUUCUCAACGUCACAAGAUCAAGAGAUAUACAAGAUCGAGGUCGACGGGCAGUUUCAUUACCAUUAUGA